GAGGAGGAAGUGGUCAGCAGCGCGCCGGCGCCGGGGUGAUGGUGUUUCCCCGGCUGUUGCUUGCGGCGCCCCGCAGUGCCGUUCUUCAGUCCGUGCAGGCUGCGCUCUACGGUUUGAAAUCAACAAGGGGAAGUUGCCACAAUUUUUGUACUGCUGCUUCCAAAUACCUCACUUAUAAAGAAUUGAAAAACUUGCUUAAUUCCAAAAACAUUAUGUUAAUUGAUGUUAGAGAGCCAUGGGAAAUCCUUGAGUAUGGAAAAAUCCCUGGGUCUGUCAAUAUACCAUUGGAUGAGGUAGGUGAAGCUCUUCAGAUGAACCCAAAAGACUUCAAAGAGAAAUACAAAAAAGUAAAGCCAUCCAAAUCUGACAAUCUAGUGUUUUCUUGUUUAGCUGGACUUAGAAGCAAGAAGGCUCUGGAUACAGCAAUAUCUCUGGGAUUUAACAGUGCUCAACACUAUGCUGGAGGGUGGAAGGAAUGGGUAUCCUGCGAACUUACAGAGAAGAAAGAAGGAAACUGAAUUUUGAAACAAAUUGACUGAGUGCAUGAAACAAAGUAUACUGGAGUGAGCAAAAUAAACAUCCUGUCCUGACAACAA
Molecule: messenger RNA, 596 nt
Organism: Ochotona curzoniae (black-lipped pika)
Lineage: Eukaryota; Metazoa; Chordata; Mammalia; Lagomorpha; Ochotonidae
Gene: TSTD3
Product: thiosulfate sulfurtransferase like domain containing 3
Exons: 4
Coding region: 39-518 (159 amino acids)
Cellular component (GO): mitochondrion
Molecular function (GO): thiosulfate-cyanide sulfurtransferase activity
Source: RefSeq, a predicted model, not a curated record